CUGUUGGAGGGUGUCGGAAUAGACUCUGAGAAGCAGAGGGAGGUCUGGGGGUUGCGCAGGAAUGAAUACUUCUGUUCCUUUGAGAUACAGGCUUCUUCCUAGGAGAAGGACCACCCACCAAGGUCUACCCUGGAGACCAGCUCCCAUUGUUACUUUUCUGGGAACCUCACUCAGCGUAUGCUCAUCUGCCUGCAUUUCUGCUUCAGAAAACAAUCCUGAGCUCCUUAGUCUCCUCCCAGGACUUCCCAGUGGGGGAAAGUCACCCCUUCUUGCCACCCCUGAUGUGCACCCAUUCCCCAAGAGCUUACAAACUUCUGGUACAUGUCAAAUGCCAGCUGGUGCAGGUGAUGGGCGCGGAGCAUAGCAUUGUUAAAAAGCCAGGAUAAGGGAAUGGUUGGGAAGGCACUGCCCUCUUGAAGCGAAGGUAGGCACAGCAGGGCAAUAGCCAGAAUCAGGCAUGUCCAGGAGCCUGGGGAGAAACCGGAGGGCAACAGAGGGAAUGGAGAGCAAGAGGCCAGUGCUCUCCGUGCUACAGGAGCUGUUUUUUUUCUCUCCCUCCCUCCAGGGACCAAGAACAUUCUGAGAUUGGCCAAAUAUCUGGGCUGAGAUGCCCCCGUCCCAUCUACAGGGCUCCGCCUCUCCCCUCAGGACACAUCGUGUGGAAAGGGAUUUUAGGGGCGCUUACCUGCAGCCAUUGCAGCUAGACAAGCCACGGUUAGAGGAAUCCCGAUGCUCUGGCAAACAGACCUGGCUGGAAGGGAUGGAACACAUGCUUGGCUGUGUCCCAAAGGGAAACCCAGCUCCAGCCUUGGUGUGUACCUGGAAUGGGGUGGUCUUUGACCUUCAAGUGCCACAGAAGGCAACUCAGAACCACACCGGAGCCUACUGCUGCACAGCCACUAACCAGCUGGGCUCUGUCAGCAAAGACAUUGCUGUCAUUGUUCAAGGACUGGAUGAAGGAAUCAGCUCUACCCUCUUUGUCGUUAUUACCGUUGCCCUUGGAGUGGGUGUCAUCACCAUAACACUGUAUUUGAGCUAUCGGCCCUGCCAAGUGGACGGGAGGAAAUUGCUCUAUAGACAGAAAGAGGAGGACAAAGAGGAGAAAAGCCAGUUUACUGUUGAGGAAGAGAAAAGUACAACUCAUAUAAUUGACAGCUAUUUGAUUGAAUGAGACUUCUGCUACUGUGGUUUCCCAGGGAGG
Molecule: messenger RNA, 1201 nt
Organism: Chlorocebus sabaeus (green monkey)
Lineage: Eukaryota; Metazoa; Chordata; Mammalia; Primates; Cercopithecidae
Source: RefSeq, a predicted model, not a curated record